GAAUAUGGUGAUAAUGCUAGGCCUAUCUGGUAUACCCUAACUCUCCUAGAUGUUCUUUCACCUCACACCUUCACCUUUCAUGUUCAGAAUAAAAUGUAGGCUACACAUUCUUAUUAGUUUCCAAUGAAUGUAUACAGAGUGCAAAACUGUAAACAUCAUGGCAAAUUCUAUGGAGUUUUCGUUCCAAGGCAGAAGAAGUGAAACUCCAAUAAGAAUGAAAUUCAGAAACCUAUUUGCCUCUCGUGGUGAGAAAUUGCAAUUUUUUCCGCCUCUGGAAAGCUCGAGCAGUAAGCAUAAAAUGCGGAGAGGGGCACGAGAGAAGAAAUGUGAAGAAAGGAGAUGAGCGUAGGCUACGAGCGAUGGGGAGAAAGCCAGAGAAGUGAAAGGUGGGUUUCGUGGAGGGGGUAGAAGAUGAACAGAACAUGCGGCAAAAAAUGAAGGCAUGAGCUAUAUUGAGGGUGAAUUCAUGAAUUACACAUGUGUAUGUAUAGUCUAGCCUAUAUGUGUCUAUAGGGUGCCUCCCACCUUCCAUCAUAUGACGCCUCGAGGUCUAUCCUGGUCUAGGCUAUCCUCACGUCGCCGCCCACUCUCAGCAGGCACAUCGUCCACAUCAGGAGCACGAACGGAGAAGUAUUGGCCAUUAUAACGAGCCAAUUGCGAAAUGGCAACUUAAGACGACUGAUGAGGUAGUCUAUUUUAUUUUAGUUGAAUUGCGGUCCUGAAGAUGUGUGAGUAGCCUAGUAUGGGGGAAAGACGCAGCGGGAUUUGGUCACGUCAACAGGGGAAUAAACCCUCAGCGCAUAUUUAUCACAUUGUAAUGCGGGUGACUUGGGGCACGUCCUACUGAAACAUUUCUUCAGACUAGUUCGUGAGUGCUCUCGUGCGUCUGGUGUUUUGCAUGCGACGCUUUCGAAAUAAGGUCUCAGUCACUAGGCUAGAGAGGUAACGGUAGGUUAUGCUGGUCAGUGCUGUAGCCUAGUCGUGAUAUUCAGCACGAAUGGUGACAGUCCCUCACUCCAGGAGGCCCUGAUGAUGCUCCGCUGAUCCGCAGCAGGAGUGAUGAACUCUCAAGGAUUGCCGUUUUCAAAAUGAAAGACAAUUACAGAUGAAAGGUCCUUGGUUAAUCUGGCGGUUGAAAACUCUGAUAUUCAGUAUUCUCAUUGAAUUCAUGAGCUGUCUUCCAUGCGCUACCCUGUUUAAAGGGCAGGCUUAACCGUGAGCAGAGCCGCUCAGCUUCUGACAGAGAGGUAUUUCACUCGUCGCUCUUGUGGAAAGAGACACUAAGGGCCCAUCCACCAAGACAGGAUCAGAAAAUCUGACAAGUCCAAAUUACUUAGUGGGCAGAAAGAGCUGGCGAAGGCCCCCUUAUUCAGUCUGAGCCUCUUUGGGUUUGUUGCGGAGCCUCUUUAGGUUUGGGCCAGAGCCAGCUUUACGGUUGGGCCUGUUGUGAACUCACUCUUUCUGUGUGUUCACACUGCAUCCCAUCACCCUCCCACUCUUUAAGCUUGCCCCCCACCACCACCAGCCACCAUUCGGCCCUCUCUAGCCACAGCCGUCCUCCCGUCGCGGCCCCGGGCACAGCCCGGCGGCAGCAGCGGCGGCGACGGUGGCAGCAGGAGCACCACCAUGGCUCCUCAGGGGCGUGAGCACUUGGCGCCCCCGGCCCGGGACCACCCGACCGCAGGCCAGCGCCGGCGCAGCCCCCACCUGCGCCACACUCUCAGCCCAGAGAACCUGCGCAGCCUGUCGGAGCGCAGCAGCAGCGACGCGGGGCCGCCGGGAUCCAGCGUCGCCGGCCUGGUGGGGCUGCCGCGUGCCAACAGCGACACCGACCUGGUGAGCUCACAGGGCCGCUCCUCGCUCACCACCAGCACGGUGGACUUCACCCUGGGCAGGGGACAGAACCUGGUCAUCUCCUGGGACAUCAAGGAAGAGGUGGACGCCACUGACUGGAUCGGUCUCUACCAUAUAGAUGAAACUUGUCCAUCAAACGUGUGGGACUGCAAGAACCGUGGUGUGAACGGAACGCAGCAAGGACAAAUUGUGUGGAAACUGGAGGCAGGACCCUACUUCAUGGAGCCGGAGACCAGGAUCUGCUUUAAGUACUACCACGGAGUCAGCGGAGCCCUGCGAGCCACCACACCCUGCAUCACCGUCCGAAACCCUGGAGUGCAGGCUGAAACUCAAGGUGAGGGACAAGACACUACUCGAAGACUGGUCAGCUUUACUCUGUCAGACAUUUGCGCGGUGGGUCUUAAGAAGGGCAUGUUCUUUAACCCUGACCCGUACCUGAAGAUGUCCAUCCGGCCAGGCAAGAGGAGCUGCUUCCCCAGCCUCUCCCACCAUGGCCAGGAGAGACGGAGCUCCAUCAUCUCCAACACCACCAACCCAGUGUGGCGUGGAGAGAAACACACUUUUGUAGCGCUGUUGACAGAUGUCCUGGUGAUCGAAGUCAAGGACAAGUUUGCGAAGAGCCGGCCGAUCAUCAAGCGCUUCCUGGGUCAGCUGCACAUCCCCGUGCAGAUCCUGCUGGAGAGACAGUCUGGCUCGCAGCCCCUGAGUUUUUCUCUGUGCCGUCGCUUGCCCACGGAUCAUGUGAGCGGCCAGAUGCAGCUCAGAGUGGAGGUGACGUCUGCCGGGCACGAGGUUGCAGAGUCCCUCCUUGUGGCUUCGGCCAUGAAUGGAGCCCCCGGCACUCCCUCGGACGAUGAGGACCUCCCGCACCACCUCCCCCUGACCUCGGGGAUGCACUCGCCCACCGGCUCCCUGGGUUCACCGCGGACCAGCGACGGGGGCCUCGUCACUCCUCCCGAGCGGGACUACCUUCCCAGCGUCACCCAUCUGGAGGACGACUCGCCCUCGUCGCCCGACCUGCUCCAGGGCUCCUUCAGCGAGCAGCUGGAUGCCAUCGAGGCCCCCAAGGGCCCCGGCGAGAGGCCGCUGGGUGCCGCCUCAUCGCCCAGGCUCUGCUCCAGCUUCCCCACGCACACACGCCUCAGCGCCAUGCUCCACAUCGACUCGGACGAAGACGAGGAGCGUUCCACGGCCAAUGACACCACGCCGCCCACCGUCCACCGCGGGAGCCCCAGGCUGCUGCCGCCCGUGCCCUCAGCGCCCCCAGAGGAGACCGAGGAGGAGGAGGAGGAGGAGGUGGACUCCUGCAGGGAGGCGGACGAGAUGGUGGGAGUGGUGAUGCCGCCGCUGAAAGGGGGGCCCCCUGCACUGGGAGACGAGGGGCCCAGCUCCCUGGCCCCCGAGGUGGGCACGCCCAGGCAGGAGGAGCCGGAGGAGGACGGACAGGCACCCAGCGAGGACCAGAGCACCGAGGUGGACGUCUCGUCCAUGGCCACAGACAGCUGUCCCGCCGGCGCGUCUGGGAACGAGGAUAUGCAAGAGAGUGAGGAGGGAGCUGAGACCGCAAUCGACCCUGGGGGAGGGGAGUCGGAACAGGCCCCACCGACAUUGGACAGCGCCAGCGAUCCAGCAGAAGAGCCUCCACCCACGGAGAUUGCUAGGUCGCCGCCGCCGCCACCUCCACCGACGGUGGAGCCUCCAGCCAAUGAGGCGGAGGAGGAGGAGGAAGAGGAGCCCAUGUCCACCAUGUCGAGGAGGUGGAGCCUAGAGGCCACUGCGGGCGUGUCGCAGGGAGAGGAGGAAGAGGAAGACCUCAUGCCCUCGGCCGAGGGCGGCUCCGUGGACUCAGAGACGUUUGUCACCGACACAGAAACGGAAGGAUCUCCCAGAGCGCAGGUGAAUGGCCACCAGCAUGUUGGCUCCCUCCCCUCGGUCAGACAGGACAUCCAUCGCUACCAGAGGGUGGACGAGCCUCUGCCUCCUAGUGAGUACUGGGAGGCUCGCAUUGACAGUCAUGGCCGUAUUUUCUUUGUGGACCAUGUGAACCGCACCACCACCUGGCAGCGACCCACCGGCCCGCCUGCCCCUCAGGGCCUGACCCGCUCCAGUUCCAUCCAGCAGAUGGAGCAGCUCAACCGCAGGUACCAGAGUAUCCGCAGGACUAUGACCAAUGAGAGGUCAGAGGAGCAGCCUGUUGAACCUCCUGAGGAUGCAGACCUGAUUCCCCACAAUAUCUCUGAGUACCGGAGGGACAGUCACUCCAGCUCCCGCUCGCGCCUGGCUCUGUUGCUCCAAUCCCCGGGUGCCAAGUUCCUCUCCAGUCCUGACUUCUUCACUGUGCUGCAUUCCAACCCUAGUGCCUACCGCAUGUUUACGAGCAACACCUGCCUAAAGCACAUGAUCAGCAAGGUGCGGCGAGACGCGCACCACUUCGAGCGCUACCAGCACAACCGCGACCUGGUCACCUUCCUCAACCUGUUUGCCAACAAGCAGCUGGAGUUGCCCAGGGGCUGGGAGAUGAAACACGACCACACCGGCAAGCCCUUCUUUGUAGAUCAUAACUGUCGCACCACCACCUUCAUCGACCCACGGCUGCCCCUGCAGAGCUCCCGCUCCAGCGGCCUCCUGGCCCACCGGCAGCACCUGAGCCGCCAGCGCAGCCACAGUGCUGGGGAGGUGGCUGACGACUCUCGAUCCCCGAGCCCCCCCAUGCCCAGGCCCUCCAGCACCUUCAGUGGAUCCAGUCGCAACCAGUACCACGACCUCGUUCCCGUGGCCUACAAUGAGAAGAUUGUUGCUUUUCUUCGCCAACCCAACAUCUUUGAGAUCUUGCAGGAGAGACAGCCGGAGCUUGUGCGAAAUCACUCUCUCAAAGAGAAGGUGCAGUUUAUUCGCAGUGAGGGUUCCUCUGGGUUAGCUCGCCUAUCCAGUGAUGCUGACCUGGUAAUGCUGUUGAGUCUGUUUGAAGAGGAAGUGAUGUCGUAUGUGCCACCACAUGCCUUAUUGCAGGCAGGCUACUGUCAUGCCUCUCCCCAAAGUUCUCCUGGUACGCCACGAGCGAAUGCACGGGCUCCUGCUCCCUACAAACGUGACUUUGAAGCCAAGCUGAGAAACUUCUACCGCAAGCUGGAGACGAAAGGCUACGGCCAGGGCCCUGGGAAAGUGAAACUCAUCAUUCGUAGAGAUCACCUUCUGGAGGACGCCUUCAACCAGAUCAUGUGUUACUCCCGCAAAGACCUGCAGAGGAGCAAAUUAUAUGUUAGCUUUGUAGGGGAAGAAGGAUUGGACUACAGUGGCCCAUCGAGGGAGUUCUUCUUUUUGGUCUCUCGAGAGCUCUUCAACCCUUACUAUGGACUCUUUGAGUACUCGGCUAAUGACACUUACACUGUGCAAAUCAGCCCGAUGUCUGCCUUUGUGGACAACCACCAUGACUGGUUCCGCUUUAGUGGCCGCAUCCUGGGCUUGGCUCUCAUCCAUCAGUACCUUUUGGACGCUUUCUUCACCCGACCUUUCUACAAGGGAUUGCUGCGCAUCCCCUGUGAUCUCAGUGAUCUGGAAUUCCUAGACGAGGAGUUCCACCAGAGCCUGCAGUGGAUGAAGGACAACGACAUUGAGGACACACUGGACCUCACUUUCACAGUCAAUGAGGAAGUGUUUGGACAGAUUACAGAGCGUGAGCUGAAGCCUGGUGGGUCCAGCAUCACUGUGUCUGAGAAGAACAAGAAGGAAUAUAUUGAGCGCAUGGUGAAGUGGCGCAUCGAGAGAGGCGUGGCUCAGCAGACCGAGAGCCUAGUGCGAGGCUUUUACGAGGUGGUGGACGUGCGACUGGUAUCUGUGUUUGAUGCGCGGGAGCUGGAGCUGGUUAUAGCUGGUACUGCAGAGAUUGACCUUGCAGACUGGAGGAGCAACACUGAGUACAGAGGAGGUUACCAUGACAACCACAUUGUGAUCCGCUGGUUCUGGGCUGCAGUGGAGAGGUUCAAUAAUGAGCAGAGACUGCGACUGCUGCAGUUUGUUACAGGCACAUCGAGUAUUCCCUAUGAAGGGUUUGCCUCUCUGAGGGGGAGUAACGGUCCUCGCCGUUUCUGUGUGGAGAAGUGGGGCAAAGUCACGUCUCUCCCAAGGGCUCACACCUGCUUUAACCGCCUGGAUCUCCCACCAUACCCCUGCUUCUCCAUGCUUUACGAGAAGAUGCUCACAGCCGUGGAGGAGACCAGCACCUUUGGCCUGGAGUAACACCACAACCCAUUGCCUCCCUCCACAACAAGCUUUUUUCUCUACUCUUCUUGAGGCACUAUGCGAUACCUCCAAGCCCCCAGCUCUUAUCUUUACCCCUAGUGCCCUAGUCCUCUCCCUGCCUUUAGCCUAUGGCCUUGGUUACUUCACUGUUGCAAAAGGGAAAAAAACUCUCUCUCUUUAUCAGAUUCAUGCCCUGAAAAACAAACCCACCACACACUGGAAUGAUCUCAUCUGUGGACUUCACUAAUGUCACAUCUGGACUCUUUAUUGUGUAGCAAAUGUAUGCUUGAUGCGCACACACACACACACACACACACACACACACACACACACACACACACACACACACACACACACACAUGCACCUAUGCACACUUGCACAAGGAAUCCUUACAAGAAUGUAGAAAACAUGAUUAAUGUAUGAACUUCUUAUGCUUAAUUGUGGGAUGAAGGUUGUAGUGGUAAAUUUGGUUGUUUGGAAUGGGCUCAAGUUUAAACACUUGAAACCGUUCGCUCGACAGAGACAGGGUGAGAGUAGGAAUUGUACCAAAAAGAGAGCUAUCAUACAGCAUCAUGUAAUUCAUUAGAAAAAAACAAGGGGAAAACAGAGAGGGGUGCAUCUGUAAUGGAUAACAGUUUUAACUGGCUUAAGAUAUAAUGUUUCACACUUCAGUUCAUAUCUGAAUAUGAACAGGCUAACUUAUAAAGCUAUCUUUGAAUCUGCUACUGUGGGAAUAAGAUGAAAACCUACCACAAUACAUAGUUGUAUCCCCACCUAUUGAGGAUCAUGACCAUGUGACUCAGCCUAGUCGGCACUGGAGGGCCCUAAGAGAUUAACCUGCUGUAACCACAAUGCAGGAAGCUAUGAAACAUUCAAUGGCCUGGACUGAGGAGCGAUAAACCUGCUGCCCCCGUGAAAGUCAGACAUAGUCUCCUCAGUCACAUUGGCCUCUGGUGCAGGUGCACUGAAGCAUGUUAGUAAGCAGUGGGUGCAUAUGAUGUGCCAUUACCACUGCAUAUCUACUGUAGUAAUGGAAUGACCGAGUGCAAGAGUGCAUCUUUGUUGCAUGUUCCUCUCCCUGUAAAUCUGUGGGCCUCGGGCACAUUGACAGCAUGCAGGCCUACAUGCAUUUGGUUGUAUUGUGUUUGGUUUGUCACCCCCAGUAGUUGUGGCCCUAGUUUUAAAAAAAAUAGUGCCAAAGCAGCUCUUCAGUAUAACUGAGUCCAUUUAGGUGCAACAGUAUGUUAUUGUUUGUUUGUAUGUCACACUGCUCAAUACUCACACACAUACUCUAUCUCUUUCACACUCACAAACACACACACACACGAACAUUCAAUAUAACAUAUUCUUAAGAGAUACUAACAACUAAGUUUGGCUACAAUAACAAAUUCAGCUAGAUCUGAACUCUUCUUGCAUACAGAUCAAAUCUGUAACAAAGUAAAGAAAAAGAGGAAAAAGCCCCACUUCUCUGUGUAUCCAAACCUGGCUCAAUAAUACUGCAUGCAGGGUCCGCACAGUAACUCUGUGCCAAGUUUGACCCUUAGAUGGUGUCGUGUUAUAGCUUGAUAUUGCAUGCUGGAAUAGUGUCACAACACCAGACCAGAUUAGCUUUUUGCAUGAGGAUUUCGCUGUAAGGGUGGCUGUAAUGGGGAUGAAAAUGUGUCAGUUUCACUUUCACAUGUCCACAUGUUUUUUUGUUUUUUUUCUUUCAUCUACUGGUUGAUUUGUGUAGGUUGGAGUUCACAGGUCAUGGCUCAUCUCGAAAGCGUGUUAGGGCAAGCACUUGAAAAGCAAGGGAGAAUGUGAGAGACUUUCUGUAUUUUCCAUGUGUGUCCAUAUCUGUAUAUAGUUGUAUGAUACAUAUGUCUGUCCCGUCCUGUGUCGAAAUUAUAUUUUGCACUGAAUGUAGCAAA
Molecule: messenger RNA, 8007 nt
Organism: Alosa sapidissima (American shad)
Lineage: Eukaryota; Metazoa; Chordata; Actinopteri; Clupeiformes; Clupeidae
Gene: hecw2a
Product: HECT, C2 and WW domain containing E3 ubiquitin protein ligase 2a
Exons: 30
Coding region: 1627-6090 (1487 amino acids)
Biological process (GO): regulation of dendrite morphogenesis
Molecular function (GO): protein binding; ubiquitin-protein transferase activity
Source: RefSeq, a predicted model, not a curated record